Arxiozyma heterogenica is the source of this 1152-nucleotide messenger RNA. RefSeq names its product Rmr1p (gene RMR1). The record is from RefSeq and is a predicted model, not a curated record. Lineage: Eukaryota; Fungi; Ascomycota; Saccharomycetes; Saccharomycetales; Saccharomycetaceae. Bases 1 to 1152 code for a protein of 383 amino acids. The transcript has a single exon.
AUGGACUCUCAUAAGGCGGAUUUUAAUUUAGAAAUCGACUCUGGUCGCAUUGAAGAGAUUAAUGAUGAUUUGGGAAGUGAACAACAAAUAGACAGUACGGAUAAAAAUAGUGGAAGGGGUGGGUAUGAUGAUGAUGAUGAUUUAUUGAUAGAUGACACUGGUGUCGUAGUUGAGGAUAAUGGUAAUGAUGUUGAUAAUAGCAGGUGGAUAAGUGGGAAAAGUGUCAGCGAGAUGGAAGAAGAUUUAUUGAAUUAUGACUCGGAUAAUGAUAUGGAUAUCCAAGAAGACGAAAAUUCUUCUAAUAUAAGACGCAUAGCAAACGAAUUACUACAAAAACCAGUUAAUAAAGUUUUAAUAAAUUGUAAUAGUGACACAUUUUUAUUAUUUGAUUAUAAAAAGAAUGGAAAUUCAAAAAAUAUAGAUGGACUAAGUUCAAGUAAUGAUAGUUGUAGCAAUACUGUAGAUGAUGCGGACAUUUCUUAUCCUAUUAUCUGUGCUGAUGAUCAGAUAAAUUCACAGCCAAGUAAUGUUUUGAUGGCUACAAUACGGCAAUUUUUGGAAAGUUAUUAUGGAAAAUUAAAAUUUACUACUAAAGAGAUAAUAUUAAACAUACCAUCUUUAGAUAUCACUCUUUUUGAGGAUAAUAUUUAUAAUAAUCAAGUCACUUUUGAAGAUAUCCAAACCAUUUUUAGAAUUCUUAAAUCAAGAUCGGAAAAAAAUAAUGAAGCUAAUAUUCCCAAGUUUCUGGUUGGUAAUAUUGAAUUAAGACCAAGGUUUGUUGCUCGUUAUAAUACAUUAGUCGAAUUGACAGAGAGUUCGGCAACUCUAGAAAAUAUCAGACCGUUUUCCAAUGAUAAAAGUCACCCAUUGGUAUUAGAUGAUAAUGUUGUAGAUAUGCAAGAGACGGUUGUGAUGAAUAUAGAUGAAGAUGAUGAUAAUGAUGAUGGUGAUGAUAAGAAUAGGAAGAACAAUAGGGAGGAAAAGGAAGAAAUAAAAAUUGGAAAUAUCAAUUUUCCUGAAAAACGGUCUAAUAAUCAGGAAGAUGAUAAUGAAAAUAUAAAUUCUUCAACUGAAAGUAAUAUAGAAAAUGGUGAUUCCAAACUUAAGGAUAGUGAUGAUGAUUUAUUGGAGAUUGCAUCAAAUAUUGAAUAA